CAGGAGUUUGUGACAUUCGAGGAUGUGGCUGUGCACCUUACUCGAGAGGAAUGGGGAUGCCUGGACCCUGUUCAGAGGGAUCUCUACAGAGAAGUGAUGUUAGAGAAUUAUGGGAACGUGGUCUCGCUGGGCUCUCACAUGGAAUCCCAAGAGGGCAGCUGUUGAUUUGUCAUAUUUUCAAGGUCCAAAUGCCCUUUUUAAAACAUUUGUUAUCUGUUAUAUGUUGAAACUUGGGCACAAAAUUGGCACUCAGUGAGUAGCUUUUAAGUAAAUGAAUCAAAAGAAGUGCAAGAUACAAGAUAAAUGGUCCCUGCUAUCAAAGAGUUUACAAUCAGGAUUUCCAAUUUCCAAGCCUGAUGGGAUCUCCCAGCUGGAACAAGAUCUACAGGUCUUUGAUCUGGAAACUAAGAAUAGAGAAGUCUUAAGAGAUGACUGCUCAGAUGGAGAAACCAGAGAAGAGAACAAGCUGUUGAUUCCUAAGCAGAAAAUUUCAGAAGAAGUGCAUUCAUACAAAGUGAGAGUAGGAAGACUGAAAAAGGAUAUUGCCCAAGUUCCUGAAACUAGAGAAGUGUAUAAACCUGAGGACAGAUUAGAAAGGCUUCAGGAAAUCCUAAGGAAAUUUCUGUUCCUGGAGAGAGAGUUUAGGCAAAUAACAAUCAGCAAGAAAACCUUCACCAGUCAGAACAAUGAAUGUAAUGAACCUGAAAGAAGAUUCAGUCUGGAAACUACCCUUGAUACAGAUCAGAGAGAUCUUAGAAUACAGAGUGUUGAUGACACUGAUAAGUAUGACAUGAGCCGCAACCAGAAUUCAGCUGCUGUUAAACAUGAACAAAUAAAUCUAACACAGAAUUUUCAGAGUAGUGAAUAUAAAGAAAGCUUAAUGGAUCUCUCCCACCUUAGUAAAUGUGAGAGUAUUCCCACUGAGAAAUCCUAUAAAUGUGAUGCAUGUGAGAAAAUCUUCCAUCAGAGCUCAGCACUUUCUAGACAUCAGAGAAUUCAUACCAGAGAAAAACCCUAUAAAUGUAAAGAAUGUGAAAAAUCUUUCAGUCAGAGCUCAAGUCUUAGUCGACAUAAAAGAAUACAUACUAGAGAGAAACCCUAUAAAUGUGAAGCGCCUGAUAAGUCCUGUGAAUCAUCUGAUAAGUCAUCGAGUCAGAGCUCAGGCGUAAUUCAGCAUAAGAGGAUUCACACUAGAGCAAAAUCUUAUAAAUGUAGCAAUUGUGAAAGAGUCUUCAGUCGUAGUGUACACCUUGCUCAACAUCAGAGAAUUCACAGAGACAUGCUCUGUAAGUGUACUGUAUGUGACAGUGACUUCUAUCAUACCUCAUACCUAGUGGAACAUCAGAAGGUUCACUGUGAAGAGAAAGCCUAUGAAUACAAUGAAUGUGGGGUGACGUUUAGUAAACAUCAAGGAGUUCAUCUCAGAGAAAAGCCCUAUACAUGUAAUGAAUGUGGAAAAGACUUCAGAUCGAAUUCCCAUCUUAUUCAGCAUCAAAGAAUUCACACAGGAGAGAAACCACAUGAAUGUGAUGAAUGUGGAAAAGCUUUCAGUCAAACCUCAUGCCUUAUUCAGCAUCACAAAAUUCAUAGGAAAGAGAAAUCCUCUGAGUGUAAUGAUUAUGAGGAAAGGUUUAAUCAUAGCUCAGAUCUUGUCCUGCAACGAGAAGUCCUCACCUUUGAUUGUGAUGUGUGGGAAAAGAACCUCAGUCAGAGAGCACACCUUGUUCAGCAUCAAAGAAUUCAUACCAAAGAGAAACCUUAUGAAUGUAAUGAACGUGGGAAGACAUUUAGUCAAGUUCAGGCCUCAUUCAACAUCUGAGAGUUCACACCAGGGAGAAAUCACGUAUGUACUGAAUAUGGUAAAAUCUUCAGUCAUAGUUCAACCUUUAUUCAGCAUUGGAGAGUCCACACUAGAGAGAAACCCUCAAUGUGACGAAUGUAGGAAAGCUAUUAGUUAAACUCUUAAUUGAUGCCUGCAAACCCAUACCAAUGAGAAGACCUACAAAUAUGUUGAAUGUGGUAAAUGCUUCAUGUUGUGUUCGUACCUUAGUCACCAUUGGAGAAGUCAUACAGAAAUAAAAUUACAUCACUUUAAUGAAUGUGAAAAAGCCUUCAAAGAAACUACCUUGUUCAGCAUCAGAUUCAUUCUGUGUAGAAAGCCUAUGAAUGUAAUCAAUGCGUGUGUAUGGGGGGAGAUUCAGUCAUAUUUCAAUCCUUAUUCAACAUCAAAGAAGCCAUACCCUAGAGAAGUCAUUUGAAUGUAAGAGUUUAAGUCUUUUUCAUCAUCAGAAUAUCUACUACACCAGAGCAGAAUCUGAUAUGCAAAUGGAAAAAUUUACUUUCAUAUUUCAGGCUUUCUUCAACAUCAAAAUAUUGGAGAGAAAAUUGUUGAUUAUUUGUAUGUGAAAUUGUUAAUAUAUAGUCGCAGUCUUUUUCAUUGCAGAAGAAUCUUGUCAGAGGAGUGACUUGGUGAAUAUAGUGCUGUUUUCUCAUGGCAUUCUUUUAUUUAAUGUAAUAGGUGUUGUAAGUAACUAUGUAUACUUUAUUUAUGGAAUUCAUUUAAGCUAUUUAUAUUUUAAUGUGGCCUAUAAGCAUUUUUAUUUUUGUUGAAGUUGGUACUUGUUCUUCACAGCUUUCCUAUGAUAUUGUUAUUACACUAAUGUUAAAACUUAUCAGCGUCUGGAAAGUAGCUCAUUUAGCUUGUUCUGCUUUUCUCAGCCCAGAUUCUCUCCAAAACAGACUGUUAGGCCUGCUCUUUUCUGAGGACUCUACUUAUUCGUUUCCAGCCACAACACUUAGAGUCCUGUUGAUUUCUCCAUUUUCUUAAGCAUCUUGCAAUGAUGGUUUCCUACUUUUAACUUUUCACCAACAGGUAUGCCUUCCCUACUUCAUGUUGCUAUUUGGGCGUCUUCUUUCUUAAAAUGAAGCAUCUUCCUUUAAAAGAAUUGGAUUUUUGCAUCCUGUCCAUCUAUGAAUAUGAAGAAUUCUGUCUCCCCUGAGUUUAUGGCAGGCAGCUAAACAUUUUCAAGUGAUGCCCAAGUUCUAAACUGCCUUGUCCACAUCCACAGCCCUCUACAAGAAAUGAUAAGGACACCAAGAGAGCCAACAAGACUCUCGUAGUCUAGUUAAUGUUCAUUCAGCGCCUGUUCUGUAUGUCUUAAGUUUAGAAUUUAUAUACUUCCAUUGAAAGCCAGCAGAAUGCUCAGGUCAUCUUUUGAUAGGGCAAAACAUAAUGAACAUAUACUAAAAAAUCCGAGAGCUUCAUAAAGCAGAGAGCUCAGCCUUCCAACAAAGAUAUUGGGGUUCUUACGUAAUAUCUCUAGCGAGAAUAUUUCAAGAGAGUGAUAGGUCUGUUCCUGGUAAAAUUUUAACUGUUAACGAUUGCUUCUUUAUCUGUUUGGAUUUCCGCCCUCAGUCUCCCUUCAUCAAUUCAGGACAGUAUUUGAAGUGUAGAGGCUUUUUGUAAUUUAUUAUCACAAUUUAUUUUUAUUUUUUAUUUUUUUUUUGUAUUUUACUAGAGUCUACAAGCCAUUAUGGUUUUUUUUUGAUUCAUAAAGAUGAUCACAGAUGUUAGCUCCAGAGUUCAGGGUCACCAUCAUAACACCUAGCAACAGUUUAUGAUUCUUUAGAUGAUGUCAAAGCAUUUUAUUAUAUUUUUCCAUCUUAAGCUUCAUAACAUUUUGUGAAUAAGACAAGUGUUAUUUAAAAUUCCAGUCAUUCCAGCAAUUGAGGCCUUCAUAGUUCAGAUGUUAUAAUAUUCACUAAGGAUCCUCAGCAAGUAUAUAAAAUGUAUUGCUCUCUUUAUAAGCAUCUUAUGGCUAACCUCUAAGGUAGUCUUACCCCACUAUAUUUUACCUCUCAGCCAUCAGCAAGCAUAGGAUUACAGUAGGGAUCUAAAUGAAUUGAUCUAAAUGUAAAAGCAAAUGAAAAUGCAUGUUUUUUCUGUUAGUGAACAUGUAUACCCUCACGUAUAGAGACUAAUAGUCACCUCCAGUGAUUAUGAAACAAAUAAUCCCUAAAUAGCAGAACAUGUAAAAAUCACAUGUAUGCAUUUGUUUUAGGAAUGUGCUCUUGUACCUCCAUUUGAAUAAAGGUAUGUUUGAUACUCAGAAUCUGUUUCAAAUAAAAUCUGAAGGCCUUUACCAGAAA
This is a messenger RNA of Pteropus alecto (black flying fox), 4149 nucleotides long. RefSeq names its product zinc finger protein 655 (gene ZNF655). The coding region runs from base 272 to 1819 and encodes 515 amino acids. The transcript is spliced from 4 exons. The record is from RefSeq and is a predicted model, not a curated record. Lineage: Eukaryota; Metazoa; Chordata; Mammalia; Chiroptera; Pteropodidae.